AUGAGCAAGACCCAAAAGAGUUCCGCGCCGCCCUCGCAGGAGCUGGUUGGCUUGGUAUUGCACCUCCAGAAUCAUUGGGGGGGCUCAGGCUUGGGUAUCUCAGAGGCCUCGAUGAUGAUACAGACGAUCGCAGAAUCGGGCGCUGGUAUGGCCGGUGCACAAAGCAUCUAUGCUAAUGUUUAUGCGACGCAAUCUCUUGCCGAGUUUGGUUCGAGAAAGCAGUUGGAGGAGACUGUUCCAAAGAUUGUAUCGGGGGAGUAUAGAGUGUGCUUUAGAGUCGCAGAGCCAAACGUUGGGCAUGAUACACUUCGUCUAGAGACGGUAGCGAAAGAGAACUCUAAGAGUUCAUUCAGCGUUAUAGGCCAGAAGAUUUGGAUAACUUAUGCGCAAGUAGCUUCAAAGAUGAUACUCCUCGUGAUAACUAUACCACUAGAUGGAGCCAAGGAGCCAAGCGAAUGUCUCCCACUUCUUUGCAUUGAUCUCAACUGUAAUCAACCGGGUCUCGAAUUGCGACGGCUCAAGAAAAUGGGUGGCCAAGCUGUCGAUACCAAUGAAGUAUUCUUCAACAACUAUAACAUCCCCUCCUCAUCCCUCAUCGGCGCAAGAAACAAAGGGUUGGAAAGGAUUCUCCACCGAAUGAACGCUGAGUGCUGCCUCCUCGCCGGCGAAGCCCUCGGUCUAGGCUAA
Fusarium fujikuroi IMI 58289 is the source of this 687-nucleotide messenger RNA. RefSeq names its product related to isovaleryl-CoA dehydrogenase. Lineage: Eukaryota; Fungi; Ascomycota; Sordariomycetes; Hypocreales; Nectriaceae. Bases 1 to 687 code for a protein of 228 amino acids. The transcript has a single exon. The record is from RefSeq and is a predicted model, not a curated record. Gene Ontology annotation, molecular function: acyl-CoA dehydrogenase activity; flavin adenine dinucleotide binding.